Botrytis deweyae is the source of this 264-nucleotide messenger RNA. RefSeq lists its product as uncharacterized. Lineage: Eukaryota; Fungi; Ascomycota; Leotiomycetes; Helotiales; Sclerotiniaceae. The transcript is spliced from 2 exons. The coding region runs from base 1 to 264 and encodes 87 amino acids. The record is from RefSeq and is a predicted model, not a curated record.
AUGCGUCUCUCAAUCUUCCUCUCAGCCAUCACUCUCCUCACUCACCCAACAGAAGCAUGCUAUUUCAACGUAUACUCCACGACAGUUGGUACCUUCAAAGCACAACAUUCCGAGCCCCUCGAUCACAAUGGCGCACCCCAGACCCUCACUGGAAAAUAUCUUACCUGUUCUUUCUCAGCCGAUCUUGCCGACGGAUGUAUUGUAACAGUCGAGACCAAUGUUGGGUGUGGGAAUUUGACCUUCGAGAGGAUUGGUACUAACUGA